AUGAGCCAAAUCUCAGCACUGCUGCUGGCUGCACUCAGCAAACACCUGGAGCUUGCGACUCUGGCAGUGGAAUUUUGGAGCAGCUUGGCACUGCAGGACAUAGCAAGUUGCCGCGGCGACGCAUAUGCUGGCGACGGUCUCGUAGAGCCCUCGCAGCUCAUCCCUGCCUUGCUGGCCUUGCUUCAGUGCUCCAGUGGAGAGAUGCAUAGCGAAGCUUUGGAGGAUUCCAUCAAAAUCUGCCUGGCCUUCAGCAUCCAGUUGGAGGACGCGGAGCCGGGCAUCCAGCAGCUGAUUCUCUUCGUCCAGCAGCAGCUGCAGCGGACGCCCCGCGCAGCGUUGGGGGCCUGGGAAGCCUUGAUGGAGGCACCCUCCACUGCAGCCACCGUGUUGCUUCGCAGCCAGCUGUGCCACGUGCUACAGCUGCUGGCAUCGAAGCCGCCGCCAGCUCUGCAAGGCCAGGCUUUUCUGACCUGUGCGGCGGUGCUGCAGCGGCAAGGCCAAGAGGUGGCCGAAGAGUACAAGGAAACGCUGCUCCACCUGUCCCUCGACUGCCUCGGCACCGCUAGCCCCGCUGCCAGCGCCGCAGCGGCGCUGCUGCGGCCGCUGCUCAGCAGCAGCGCCGCGGCGCCGCAGCCCUUCGAGGCACUGGCGCAGCGGCUGCUGGCGCUGGCGGACGUGCCAGGGGCGGCCAGGACCGAGCUCUUGGAGUCCCUGAGUCAGCUGAUCUCGGGCGCGUCAGCGGAGUGUCUGCCCUGCUUCCGGCGGCUGCUGGCGACGCUUCGCGCAGCGAACGUGGAGGACCUCGGGGGAUGCGUCAAGGCCUUGACGCUGAGGUUGGGCCCACUUCUCCCAGCAGAGGAAAUGAUGCAGUGGUACUUGGCAUACGAGGAGUUACUUCCCGCUGCCGGCGCCCUGAUGACCGUGGCCGGGCACCUCCCCGCGCCCCUGGAGCGGAGCUUCUGGGAUGCCGUGGCGCGGCAGCUGGAGGCAACGCGACCGGAGGCCUGCAAGGCGACGUUGCAGAUCCUACUGGAGCUCCACGUCUCCCACGUCUCCCUUCUCUCGGACCACGCGUGUUCGACCUUGCCGCGCUUGCUGCAGCUAGCGGAGCCGGCGCAAGGUCCGGAGCUGUGCCCCCUGGCCCUGCGUUGCUUGGGCGCCUUCGCGGCCGCUUGGAGAGCGGAUGGAGAGCUUCAGCGGCCGGAGAUUCAGCAAGUGCUGAAGACCUGGAUGCGUAUGGAUUUGCCCUUGCCCGCGCACCCGCUCAAUGAUGCCUAUGAUGAUGUGGAUGAGGCCCCAAUCGAAGGAACAUCCUUGGCAGGGCUUUGGGGGAAGUGGGACAAAGAUGAGACCAUUCGCCGGUUUGCCCUCAUGAAUGGGACACUCUUGUCAUGGCCGUCCCCAAAGCAUACUGGAGUUAUCAACUUUAGCACCAUGGGCAGAAAUACUAGGGUGCUUUCCUACGUCAUGGAGAUCUGGGUUCCACAAGUCUCCACUGCCAAGACUAUCCACAUCGAUCACAUCCGUGACGAGGUGAGAACGUUCCGCUCCAAGCAGGGCUGGGAGGACGAUGAGGAUGCAGCUAUCAAGAGCCUCUAUGACAUCAUGGCGAGCUGGCCUGUUCUCAAAAAGCCCCGCACGCAGAGCCAAGAGUCCGUGGCCAACACAGGUGAACCAGCUGCUGAUGGCCAGGAUCUCCCAGGUGAGACCCCAUGCCUCAGCGAUGACUAUGGUGAGUCUGUCUUGGCAGAGUCUUUGGGUGUUGUACCUGUGGCCCAUCCUGUUGAGCCGAUGCCCGACUCACAAAUCCCCCCGGAUACUUUCAUGGCAAAUGAAGAUGCAGUUGGUUCUGGUGAGGUGGCCCUUGAAAUGGAAUAUGGAGAUUCCCAGGUCCCUGACAAUUUGAAUCAUGGUGACCAUGCACCACUAGCGGAUACCUUGAUUGACUCUCAGCCCAUGUCUAGUGGGGAAUCUUGCAGCCCUGCCAUCACACCUACGGAGAUGGAGGUUACGCCCAAAGCUUCCGAUGUGAUCGAGGUGGUGGCCUCCCCUGAUCGCCCAAUUACUACGACUGUGACAGAUCCAUUGCCUUCUGCCGGUAAGUACUCCCCAGAAGAUCUAGCCGCUUUGCAGGAGAAGAUCAAGAUGGUUAAGAAGCGGCUGGAGCAGCAAAAAGUCCAGUCUUCGGCUCGACCUUUGCAGGCGCGACAGGUGGCCACUGAUGCUCAGGUUGUGGAUGUGGAGGGUGGCAUGGAUAACACAGCCAAAGAUGUUGGGGAGGGGGACCAGAAAACAGGUGAUGAGGAUCUUUUUCAUGCCAACGAAGUCGUCACACGCAAAGACCAGUUUGAUGAGAGGAAUGCAUUGAACGCUGAGGCAAAGAAACGCAGCAAGGAGACUGAAGGAGGUGAAGGUCUUGAUGAUGAAGAAGGUGACGAGGAGCCCAAAACCAAGGCACGCAGCAAGGGAGGGAAGACAAAGGCAGAGAAGCAGAAAGCAGCACGAGAAAAGGCCAAGGCCAAGAAAGCUGCCAAAGCCGAGAAGGAAAAGCAAAAGAAGAAAGCAGCAGCAGAAAAGAAAAAGGCUGCAAAAGAAGCAAAGGCCGCAAAGAUCAAGGCUGCCAAAGAAGCAAAGGCCGCAAAGGCCAAGGCCAAAGCAGUUGCAAAGAAAGGCAAGAAUGCAGGAUCAAAGCGCAGAAAAAACCAGGAGACCAAAGAUGAAGAAAGCGAACCUCUGCCUGAAAGCCAUGAAGAAGUUCCUGCCCCUGCCGCCCCUGCCAUGCCUGAGCAGGAUCCUGCCCAUGACCGACCUGCUGUGGAGGCCCCUGCUGAUGACCCAGAGGUUGCCAGCAACCAGGCAGUUCAUGGAGGUGAUGGUGAUGAUGAAGUUGGUGAUGAAGCAGGUGGGAGAAAGUCCUUUGCCCGCCGGUAUCGCCCUGAGCGAUCAGACCCUGCAGCCCGCUUUGACGCGAUCAAGGACAAUUUCAAUUUGCACUUGAAGCACUUGCUGAACAAGGUAUUUGUGGUCAUUAUCAUCCUGAUUGGAUACCUCGACGUGGUUGAUAUGACGAAGAAUGAGUACGAUGUGCUGGAACUAUAUGCAGGUCAACAACGUCUUGUGAAACUUGCCAAGGGGCUCAAAAUGAAAACAGCAGCUAUGGACAGGGACUUCGAUACCUUGGGUGACAAUAAAUCCAAGAACAAUGCCAUGGACAUGAACACUUCUGGUGGCUUUGUGUUGUCCUGCGUCAUGGUGCUUCGAGCAAAGUGGGGAGCCUUUUUGGGCCUUCUUGGUGUUGUUUGCAGCACCUUUGUGAGUAUCUCCAGGGGCUCUACUAUGCGUACCCAGUUCUUGCCACAGGGAUGCCCCAUAUCUUUAGCUGUGUACAAGGCCAACAGAGGUCUAUGCAGACUAUAUCCUGCCAAAUUUGUUGGAAAGAUCUUGGAGUACAAGAAUAAAUUCUUCGAAACGAUGCCUGAACUUCCAGACCCACAGGUGGACGAAGAGCCCUCCGUGUUGGAGCUCUUACUGUCGAUGCCAACGGGUGACUGUUGGGAUGACGCGGAGCUGUGGACAGUGUAUGAGUAUUGUAGGGGGUCUCGGCACCUACAGCUGCCACCUGCCUACCGGGCUGUGCUUUUUCAACUUGAAGGGUCCAAUCGAGCCAUGUCGGAGAUGCCGGAUCCUGAUCCAGAAGCCAUGCAGGCAGAACUGGAACGACUGGAGGUUUUGAGUGAAAAGGCAAUUUACAUGCGCAUCAACCGAGUUUUCAAGAGAAGGCAAGAUGGAACUUACAUCCUAGAUGACAAGUGGAACAAAGCUUGGAGUGAUGUUGAUGGGGGCGGCCGUGAUGAGAUCUACAGCAUGUUCGAGAAAGUUGGAUACCAAAGGGACAGAUUCAUCAAACGCUGCAAGGCCAUCACAGAGCGUAUUUCAGAGGAAGCUAGUGAGAUUGAGGGAGAGUGGCUUACGGUGGCUGAUAUGCAGAAGAUGGAAUUCUCAGAGACCAAGAUCAAAGGCGUCAUGCGAUACUGUGAGACCAGGAAAACCAAGCGGCACAUCUCUACGGAGAUUUCCGAGUGGGAGGAGGAAGUGGGAAAGGACUCUGGCCAUGAUGUUCCAACCGAUGCUCCCGAGCUGGAGUGGGGAUUCAUGGAAGGCAACCAACAAGAGCAAACCCCGGCAGCACCAGGUCUGCUGCUGGACAAGGCCACUGAGGAAGCCGAUACGGCACCUGUCCAGGUGGAAUCUGAGGAUGUGAAACGGGAGAUGGAUAAGCUCCAGUUUCCACAGGUUGAGGGUGACACUGCCCCUUCAGCACUGGUCCCCAAAGCAUGUGGAAGCAUUCAGAAACAAGUUGGUAAGUUAGAAGCCAUGAUGGAGACUUGUAAGUCUGUUGGCCGUCUUACACCCUUGCAAGAGCGGAUGCAGAACAAGAUCAAGCAGGCCAUGGAUGCACUUGUUCAUCAUGAUGAACAACUUAUGGACAUGCACGGGGAAGGUAUCCUUGAAGGUGGCUAUACCAGGGCGACCAGAUUGCCCGCUUCUGAUGGCAAGGACAAGCCUCCAAAGGCUCCCAAGAUCCCCAAAGCGGCGGCCAAGAAGGCUGCUGCAGCAAAGCCUGGCGGACGCAGGCUGACUGCAGUGGAAGUUGCUUUUGUGGCCAAAGGUCAACGGGAGAAUACUCUCCCUGAACGCUUUAUUGACAAUCUUGCCGAUUCACUGGGUGAUGGUGCCACAGCUGCAAGCGCUGCCAGAUCUAUUCGCUCCCUGGAUCCACGAGCGUCAGGGAACGAUGACUACACUGACAUACAGAUGCUACAGCUGGACGUGUUCACAGCUGUGCUCAACUGCUUUGUGCUCUUCUUUGAUGGCAUGCAGCAAGGUUCCCUGGUGGCGAUUGAGCAGCUGUUGCCGGACAUUAUCACUUUCCUAGCCGACUGUUUGCACCGGCGCCCUGCGAAGCAAACGAUGCUAUGCUGCUUGGAGGUGCUGGCGGUGGUGGUGCUUUCCUACCCCAGCAGCUUGGAGGUUUUUGCCCAGAAGUUCAGCAACAAGAUGGUUGAAAAACUGGCAGAGAUGGCUGCCAAGUCGCCAGAACCGAAGAUCCAAGACUUGGAGAAGAUGUUACACCUCCUUUCUAACCAAAGUCCUGAGAACUGCGCUAUUAUUUUUGGUUGCAACUCUUAUGCCAAGUUUGCGAACGCCCCAUUGGUAAGGUUUGUGAUGAACGGUGGCUUGAUUGUGGGCACCAUGGAUGGUGCCAACAUCGAAAUCCGCGAGGAAUGCGGCAAUGACACAAUGUUCAUCUUCGGGUGCCAGGAACACGAGGUGCGGAAUGUAGAUCCCGGAGUUGGGAUCGGAUAUGCAGAUGAUUUGAUCAAGAUCUUUAUAGCCCUGUUAUCAUCCCAUGAUUAG
Messenger RNA from Cladocopium goreaui, 5418 nucleotides. The record is from the annotation of a GenBank genome assembly. NCBI's taxonomy places the organism in Eukaryota, Dinophyceae, Suessiales, Symbiodiniaceae.